Messenger RNA from Nicotiana tabacum (common tobacco), 2315 nucleotides. RefSeq lists its product as uncharacterized. The record is from RefSeq and is a predicted model, not a curated record. Gene Ontology annotation, molecular function: zinc ion binding. NCBI's taxonomy places the organism in Eukaryota, Viridiplantae, Streptophyta, Magnoliopsida, Solanales, Solanaceae.
CCGACUUUUCAUCUUUAUAGUUCGGAUUCAUUUUGUUUCGUAGCUCAACACUGCUUAAAACAAGACUUCGUCCUGAUUCAACCUUUUCCCUAACUUCUUCCGGAGUUAGGGUUCAAUUUAUAGAAAGCUUAUUGUAUACGUGCUAGGAAUUGGCUGAAUCAUCUUUCAAUUUCUAGAAAGCUUAUUGUCUUAGUGCUACCUCAACCCCCCAACAUAGGCUUUUUGGUUUGCUAGUUAUGAUUUGUGUUUUUUUCUCAAUUUCCCCUUGUCAUUUCUUUUAAGUUCCCUCUCCUAUUACUCUAUCGAUCGUACUGGUUAGAAAGAGUUGAUUAAUAUCAUAAUGACGAGAUGGACUAAUUCACCACAUUGAGUUGUUACCUGUUGCUGUGGUUGAUGCGUCAUUUUCAUCUGGAAAGACACUAGUCACCUGCUACCACUCAGCUGUUACAUUGACUUAUUGGGAAUGCUUACACUACUUGAAUUAGCAUUGUUUCUUUUUGUUUUUUUAAUUGUGCGGAGGCCUUGUGAAAUGAAUUCACAGAUUGUGCUAUAACAUAUUGCUCUUUUUUACAGUUGCGCCAACGGUUCCCUUUCUUUGAUGUAUCUCUUCUUGCCACUAAAACAUGAAUUCCUUGACACAGUAUAAUGUUUGUCACAAGAUAGAAUAUACAUCUACAAUAACUUGAUAAGUCAUUUCGCCAUAUAGGCUGUCCUUGCAUAUAAAGUUCUGAUUCUACAUAUGAACCACUUGGAUGGUCGAAAAGUUUGAAAAUGAGUGAAAUUUCACUGAAAAUGUAUGAUGUCAGAUGUAGUGCCUUUCUGAGAAUGAUUUUUUCUUCAUCAUCACCAGGGGUCUUUGUAUUAAGCUGAUAGUCUUAUCAAAUUUCAUGCAGUUACAGAGUUUUCCCACUCUCAGCUGAAAUGGUCUGUAGGGACAAUAGCCCCCGUGAUGAGAUUUACAGCUUAAUCUGGAGUCAAGAUUUUUCGUGAUGCGAAUAGUGUCAAAUGACAGUCUGGUAGUGGAUAGUUCGGAAAUAGAGCCCAUCUUAUCUCAUAUUGCCAUUGUCGAGGAAUCUGCGGACACUUCACCUUCAACUGAAAUCACAUCGAGCGAGGAUUGUUUGGAGACUGCUGGUCACCUGUCAAGUGUUGGAGUUGACGGAAUUCAAUCUUUGUCACAUGCAGAACUAUCCCAAUGUCGCAUAUGCCUGGACAGUGAAGGAGAAGAUCUGAUUGCACCCUGCCACUGUAAAGGAACCCAAAAGUAUGUCCAUAGAUCAUGUCUUGAUAACUGGAGAUCAACUAAGGAGGGCUUUGCUUUUGCUCACUGUACUGAAUGCAGGGCAAAGUUCAUAUUACGGGCAAAUGUCCCACCUGAUCGCUGGUGGCUGAGGCUAAAAUUCCAGUUCCUUGUGGCAAGAGAUCAUGCAUUCAUUUUUCUCAUUGUCCAGUUGAUUGUAGCAUUCUUAGGAGUACUUGUGUACAAAUUUUACGGGGAGGAACUAAGGGAAAUGUUUGGCUACCGAGAGCAUCCAUAUGGCUUUUAUACAAUGGCAGUUUUGGCAAUCAUAUUGGUCGGGUUGCUUUAUGGUUUCUUCAUAGCAAUAAUUUGUGGACAGAGAAUUAGUGAACGUCAUUAUCACGUUCUUGCCAAAAAAGAACUCACAAAGGAAUACGUGGUAGAAGAUCGGGAAAUGCUAGAUAAAGAAGUUCCGGAACUUGACCCUAGCCACGUUACGGAGCUAAGAAUGUUGGGGCUUUACUGAGAUUCAUGUCAGUCUAGGCAAUGAUUGGCAUAUCAAAUUAGCAUACUUGUUACGGAGAUGGGUGGCAUUAGGCAAAAGAGCUGCAAACAAUAUCUUACACCAUAUGCCAAGUAAUGAUUAUUAUGGUUCACCUUCAAGAGUAAAAAUUGCACGGGGCGCCCUAUUUGGUCGCCCCCAUUUAACCUAUACCCAUUUUUUUUAAAAAGUUUUAAUUCGUACCCACUUUUUAAACAACUUCAGCCCCCUUUCUCCUCCUCCUUCUCCCAGUGAUCUCCAUAUCUCUCCGGAACUUAACAUUGAUGUAACAAUAUAAUGGCUCGAUUUAUCAUGUGUUUCAUUGGUUUGGUUUUUUAUUAGUCUGUUGUGCACACAGUUAUGAAGCAAGAAAAGUACUCUUGAACAACAUGGAAAAGAAGAAGACUGAUCCUAAUCAUCCUUCUCAAGAAAAAAAAAGCAAAAAAGAUUUCAUGCUUUAAGUUAUUAUGUUGUACUGUAUGAAAUGUCUUUUGAGCUUAUGGGUGAAUUAAGUGCUGAUGUUUUCCUACUUCA